AAAUAGGCCUGCGGUAUAAGGCCUUAGUUCCGGCUCUAGGAAGUUGUUUGGAAUAUACGCAUAUAAUCUGAUUAAAUUAUUUGAGGUUGAAAACAGACUUUUUUCAGGUUAAAACCAAACAUGUCAGCACCACCACCAUACCCAGGAAAAGGACAAGAAGCAGGCCAGCCUUAUCCUGCUCAGCCUCCACCCCAAGGAGGAUAUGGUCAGCCAUAUGGAGCCCCACCACCUGCAGCUUACCCUGCUCAGCCAUAUGGACAACCAGGAGGGCAUCCAUAUGGCCAACCAGGUCAGCCUGGGUACCCCCAACAGCAGGGCCAGACCACUGUCGUGGUGGCUCAGCCAGCUGUAACUGUAGUGCAGCAGUUCCGCGAGUCUCCAGUCCAUACUCGCUGCCCCCAUUGUCAAGCUGAGGUGGUCACUGCUACUCAAUUCGAGACCGGUACAUUCACUUGGAUCAUCUGCCUUGUUCUGUGCAUCGUUGGAUGCAUACCUUGCUGUGUUAUCCCAUUCUGUGUUGAUGGGUGUAAAGAUGUCAUCCACAUCUGUCCUAGCUGUCAACAGACCGUUAGCCGUUACCGCCGUAUGUAGAAUGAACAGACUUGUUAGAUGGUCAUGAUGGCUUGGAUCAGGAUGAAGAUUUUUGUGUGUCGGAUUUGGAGUCAGGAUACCACUAUCAUAUGUUUAUCUAAUAUCUACACAAGGAUGUGUUAGGACUACAAAGGAUGAAUUGAUGUGAUUCGCACCAGAUUUCUCCAUCAAUUUCAAUACUUAUAUAGAUAUAUGUGAAAAUUGAGCAUACUAUAUAUAUAUACUAUUAUGUAACAUGAAAUGUUACUUGCAUAGAUAUAUGUGAAAAUUGAGCGUACUAUAUAUACUAUUAUAUAACAUGAAAUGUUGUUUGGUACUGUCUUUCGUGGUUAAAAACCUGAGACAUCAUUUCAAGGGUAAAAAUGGUAUACACAUAAUUCUUUUAGCUGAGAUCUUAUUUGUCAUAUUUAUGUUCAAGGUUUUUCUAUGGUCUAGAAAACAAAGUUACUCCUAUAAUAUUUCAUGUUAUAUAGUAUAAAUGUGGUACAUGUCAACCUCUCUCAAUGGUAGUUAAGGCUUAGUUGUUUAUAGUGGUCAGAAUAUGUGUAUAUUGUUUUAUUUAAUCGUUGUUUUAAAAAAAUGAUUACAAGUAAGAGAUGUAAAUUUAUUCAAUGAGCUACACUUCUUAACUAUGAAGUCUAGAGUUGUGCAUUUAAAGUUACCUGAUGCUAGUUUGAUAGGUUGAUAUGUAUACACACAUGUAUGUACUUAAUAUUGAAAACAAAACUUCAGCAUUAUCACAUAGGAAGGAAGAUCAACAUGUUACAUUGACUAUUGUUCAAAUGAUGUUGAUAAACAGUAAAUAAACUGAAAGAAAACCAAAAAUUAAAAAUCUGGAGGAAAGAAGGAAAAACCAGAAUGAUAUGAUGUUGAUGCGGUAUUUUAAAUGGGCAAUACAUUUUUGGUUUUGUGAAAGUAGUUGACAUUUUGCCCUUUGAUGAUGGACCAGCCAAUCACAAUUCAGACACGUAAGUACUAAGGGUACUACUGUAAGAAGUGAAUUUAAAGAUUAGAAAUGAGCAAGAGAUAUGAUUAAAGAGGAUGGAGAUAGGAGAUAAGUUGUGCCUCAAAUAAUAUAUAAUUGAUAUUGGAACUACCCGAUAGAUCCUAAAUAUUAGAUGUUGUAUCUGUUUAUAUAUGAUAUGUAAAUAUCAGAUCUCCCAUCAUCUCACUAACAAUGAUAUCCAUAAACACUUCAUAGUUUUCUGGCUAAGAAAUUUGUCUUCAGCUAAGGGAGAGGGGGGAGGUGUUUGUCAUUUCACAAUAUAUUAAUAUAUCCAAAUUGUCAUGGGUUUGUAGGUGUAUUAAAACAAUAUAAUUUCAUAUAUAUUAGCAUUUGACACCAAAUUUGGCUGAGCUGUGAGGUACCAAUAUAUUUAGUCUACAUGUAAAUUUUUGUUGGAGAUACCUAAACUGCAGCCAUCAUCACACAUUCAACCAGAGGUCUUGGGUUAUGUCUUUCCUCAGAAGUGCUUAUAGAUAUUUUCUUAUAUCAUGUAUGUUUGUAUUUUACUCAUGUUGUCUUUAGUGGUUUGGUCUCCUUUUUUUUAAAUUUCAAUAAAACAGAACUCGGUACUCAAAGGAAUUCAUCAGGUUACCUAAUAGUUUCUCUAUUAGGAAACAAGGAGAAUUUGUUCGUAGGUUUGUAUCUUGAAGACUUGGGAGUAGACACCUAAAAAAAAAAACCACGCACACGAAGGAUAUAAUGCAAAUUUAGAAUAAAAUACAAUAUAGACAAAAAAUUAAUUGACUGCAUCAUACAGCAGUUUCAUCCUUCUACGUCUCAUCAGUGGUGUUAGGGACCCAAGAAUUAGGAGGUAACAAAGGAAAAAAUGGCUGAAAUAAUAGUACACAACACCAACUCAGCAGACACCACCACCCCUCUCUCUUUUUUUUUUUUUUUAGCUAAGGAGAUGGGAUGCUUUUUGAUGUUGAGAAUUUUAUUAGGCUGUAUAUACACCGGUGUUAAAACAUUGUCAAACAUCACACUUAACAGAUAUACCAGUGUUACAUCACUGUCAGACAUCACACGUAACAGAUAUACCAGUGUUACAUCACUGUCAGACAUCACACGUAACAGAUAUACCAGUGUUACAUCACUGUCAGACAUCACACAUAACAUAUAUACCAGUGUUAAAUCACUGUCAGACAUCACACGUAACAGAUAUACCAGUGUUAAAUCACUGUCAGACAUCACACGUAACAGAUAUACCAGUGUUACAUCACUGUCAGACAUCACACAUAACAGAUAUACCAGUGUUAAAUCACUGUCAGACAUCACACAUAACAGAUAUACCAGUGGUAAACAUCACACAUAACAGAUAUACCAGUGUUACAUCACUGUCAGACAUCACACAUAACAGAUAUACCAGUGUUACAUCACUGUCAGACAUCACACGUAACAGAUAUACCAGUGUUACAUUACUGUCAGACAUCACACAUAACAGAUAUACCAGUGUUACAUCACUGUCAGACAUCACACAUAACAGAUAUACCAGUGUUACAUCACUGUCAGACAUCACACAUAACAGAUAUACCAGUGUUAAAUUACUGUCAGACAUCACACAUAACAGAUAUACCAGUGUUAAAUCACUGUCAGACAUCGCUCAUAACAGAUAUACCAGUGUUACAUCACUGUCAGACAUCACACAUAACAGAUAUACCAGUGUUACAUUACUGUCAGACAUCACACGUAACAGAUAUACCAGUGUUAAAUCACUGUCAGACAUCACACAUAACAGAUAUACCAGUGUUAAAUCACUGUCAGACAUCACACAUAACAGAUAUACCAGUGUUACAUCACUGUCAGACAUCACACAUAACAGAUAUACCAGUGUUAAAUUACUGUCAGACAUCACACUUAACAGAUAUACCAGUGUUACAUCACUAUCAGACGUAUUGUCAUAUUAUUUACAGAUUUUAGAAAGUGUGGCCAUCUAACAUAAUAAGCUGUAUUUCGCUUAAUAGACAUGUCCAUAUUGAUUUUGUUUUUAGAUAUACUGGUGUUGUGAAAGUUAUCCUUAAUGGACGACACUCCUAUAUCAAUUGUCUUGUCAUUAUCAGACUUAAUGUAAGAGUGUUGUUGAAUCACAAAUAAAUAUCACACUUACCAAAGAACUGUAACCUUUUUUAUUUUGACGUUACCAAUCUCAUGCUUUUUAUGCGCCCGUCGAAAGACGGAUGUAUUAUUGUAUGGCACUGUCCGUCCGGCGUCCAUCAUAAACUUUUAUUUGUCCGGAGAUCUCCUACAUUUUUCAGCCGAUCUUUAUGAAACUUGGUAGGCUUAGUCAUCAUGAUAUGAAAUUGUGUUUUCCUGAAUGGGGUUUUGAUUAGACGAUUUGAAUAGGAGUUAUGUCCCUUUGUUUUUUUCACUAUAGAAAUCUUGUCCAGAGAUCUCCUCCAACAUUUUUCAGUCGAUCUUUAUGAAACUUGUUAGGCUUAAUCACCAUGAUAUGAAAUUGUGUUUUCCUGAACAGGGUUUUGAUAAGACAAUUUGAAUAAGAGUUAUGCCCCUUCGCUGUUUUGGAUAUUCACGGGCGUAUUUUGUUCCGCUUUGUGGUACUCUUGUUAUCUGUAGAAUGUCCUCCAGACUUUCCAUCAUAUUAACUAGUACGAUAUGGGUGGGUUAGUUUAGGGAGCAUAAUAUUUCGCAUUCUGGGGGUAAAGAACUUGAUGUCUGACUAACGAUUGUGCCAUUAUAGAUUGAGUUUUAGCUUUUUGCUGUAUCUUACACCUAUGUAAGUACGUCAGUCACAAAUGGUCAACAGAUUUACUUGAUUUGGCUUGGGAUAAUCCAUUUCAAGAGAGACCAAACAUUGGGGCAAAGUUCGCAAAAUCAUUUUUAGCGACAUUAAUUUCUACUUUUCAACAAAUUUUCGCAUUUCAAAAUAACUUGCUAAAAUAGCAUGUUAAAAUAAUCAGCUGUAUGGUAUUCAUUUAUAAUGCUCAUUCAUGAAGUUGUUGGCAAUACUCUUUUCACUUUGCAUUAUUUUGUUGCAAAAUGUCAGGUAUGUAAAUAUCUCUUAAGGUGUUUCAGGAACAUAGAUUUAAGGUGAUGUUAUAUACAUGUAGAAAAUGUCAUUUGUAUGCUGACCUAGAUCAUCACAAUAUUACCAGAAAAUUUUUUUCAUUAUUAUACAGGUCUUAUUUUUCUGGUGUGGAUGAAAAUUUGUUUUACAUUCAAAAUACAAGUUGAGGGUCGAAUGGCAUACAGCAGAAAUUAGGCAUUCAGAAGUUAUACUGUUAUACAACAUCUGUUGUGAUGUAACAUUAGCAUAUGUUAUAAAUAUAUAAAUAAUUGAGGUUUUUAAUUAGUAAUCCAAGUAAACAUGAAUUGUGUUUGUAGGUGUAUUAAAGCCGUCUUAUUAAGGGGAAAACUUGGCUUUACCCUUUCGUCUGUUUUCAUCAUGUGUUUAACUUAAUAUUGUUUACAUCUUUAUCAUGUGAGUAUUUUCAAUUAAACAAUUUCUUAUAUCCUC
Ylistrum balloti is the source of this 5069-nucleotide messenger RNA. RefSeq names its product cell death-inducing p53-target protein 1 homolog. Lineage: Eukaryota; Metazoa; Mollusca; Bivalvia; Pectinida; Pectinidae. Gene Ontology annotation, molecular function: zinc ion binding. The transcript has 8 exons. The record is from RefSeq and is a predicted model, not a curated record. The coding region runs from base 121 to 591 and encodes 156 amino acids.